Rotaria sp. Silwood1 is the source of this 1260-nucleotide messenger RNA. Lineage: Eukaryota; Metazoa; Rotifera; Eurotatoria; Philodinida; Philodinidae. The record is from the annotation of a GenBank genome assembly.
AUGGUACGUAGUCGAAGUGAAACAAAUUUAAAUCGAAUAUUUAUCGAUUUAUGUACAAGUCCAGCUGUACGUAAUAAAUUUGGUGAUCAACGUAAUAAUCAACGACAAUGUCCAUCACCUUUGCCAAGUUUGAAACCGAUUAAAUCCAAUUCUUGUUCAAAUAUAGAUGAGUUGUCCCAACAGAUUUCAUCAUCAUUACCUAUUGAGAAUAAUCAAAAGGAACAAAAAAAUACAGUAGAUCAAGCAACUGUUCAACAAGUACCCGUUUUAGGAAAUCAAUCUGUUGAAUCUUCAGGAGCAGCUACUCCGUCAUUGGCACCUAUGGAAUCAACAGGUUUUUCUGUUCAAACAACUUCAUUUCCAAAUCAUCAUUCAUUAACAUUAUUUGAAACAUUAUCUAUCAGUCAUCUUAGACAUCCUUCAUUACACAGAGAAACUUCUAAAGAAACGAAAACUAAAAUUUCACCAGUGCCGUCGAAUUCCUCAACUGCAUCACGAGAUUUAAAACAUCAAGAUUUUCUAAAUCGUUUACAAGAUCACGCAAAUAAUAUUCAACAUGGAUAUCAACGAUCACCAUCUGAUGAAAUAAUAGCACUAACAUACAAUGGAAAUACAUCACUCGAAAAUAAUACUUAUACGAAUAAUACGUAUAAUGUCGCAUCAAAUCUUUCUCGACAAAUGACACUUGAUUCAAGAACUGGUGCAUGUUCAACAUUAUCACAGUUAUCAUCAUAUACAGAUGACAGUCAACUUGAUAAACCUCGAAAACCACGAUCGUUGAUGAGUUCAUUUCGAAAUUCAAUACUGCAUCGACGCAAAAAACAUCAUAAAAAAGAUCAACAAAAUGAACAUCCUGAAAUUUCACCAUUGAACAGUACAAUAGAAACUCGGGUUAUUCCACAUAGUGUAUCAGCAGAACCAUGUCUAUCUAUAAGCUCAACAGAUACAAUAAAGUCUAAUCGACAUCCUUCACUAUAUCGAUCGUUUAGAAAUAUAUUUCGAUCAAAAUCAAAGAAACAAACAUUAGAUACUAGUAAUGUUAUUAUGGAACGUCCUGAUUCACUUUCUACAUUAACAUCAACACCAAAAAAACGUCCAUUUUUUCGUCGAUUUAAAUCAGAAAAAAAACAACAGCAAACUAAUCAAUCAGCUAAUUCAUUAACCAGUGAUGAUUGUACAAGGUCAGAGUCUGCACGAAAUACACCUAUUCGAGCUAAUGUUGGUCGUCCGGUGACAAUGACAAAACCACCUGUUCAAUAA